Exaiptasia diaphana is the source of this 1989-nucleotide messenger RNA. RefSeq names its product TNF receptor-associated factor 3. The record is from RefSeq and is a predicted model, not a curated record. Gene Ontology annotation, biological process: tumor necrosis factor-mediated signaling pathway; protein K63-linked ubiquitination; regulation of canonical NF-kappaB signal transduction. Gene Ontology annotation, molecular function: protein binding; zinc ion binding. Gene Ontology annotation, cellular component: plasma membrane signaling receptor complex. The transcript has 4 exons. Lineage: Eukaryota; Metazoa; Cnidaria; Anthozoa; Actiniaria; Aiptasiidae. Bases 344 to 1750 code for a protein of 468 amino acids.
UAAGGGGAUUUUUGAUUCACAUUUUGGAUCAACACACGUUCUGUUUUUUUAGGAUCUAAUAGUAUAACUAUCCUCCUCUCUUUCACUGUAUUUCAGCAGUUUGACUGGACAAGAUUCCAAGGUAUCCUUCAUCCGUAAGUACUAGUUAGUGAAGUUCACCAUAAUCUCUUACCUUAGAAUUUCUUGCAGACAUCUGUGACAGAGCCGGUGACCACAUUCAGUUUGUACUGGAUCGUUCAAUGGUUUUUUACAGAAUGGGCAUCUAAAUCGCUUGUCCAACUCUUCCACGAAGACAACGAUCGACAAGUCGGUAAAUGGUAUUUCGUUUCUUUUUGAUAAAGCCAUGCAUGUCAUCGAAAGAUUGGGAGAUGAUCAAAUUGGGGAAGAUAACCUUGACCCUUUGGCUUUAGGAGAGCAGGAUCAAGAACCUGUACCCCAUAACCCUGCCGAAUGUACUGACGAUAAUUCGACAUAUGAGCCACUUGGAAAUCCUAAUACAUCCUCAGUGGGUUCCAGAUUCCCAGAUGAUGGAUUUUUUACGGUUGUUGCUGGUUUGAAUUGCUAUCAACUCGCUCUGGGCAACAUCGAGCCCAUGACCUGUGAACGCUGUGGCACCAGCAACAUUGCUCGAGAAGAAAUGCAACAUCAUCUUGAAAGAGAAUGUUCUGAAUCUGAAAAACCAUGCAAAUUCUAUUACGCCGGCUGUUCGUUCAAGGCAAAAGAUGACGCCAUGAACGAACAUGACCAGAGCCAGAAAGCGGAACACCUCAAUCUCAUGUUGGAAUUUUCCAGGAAAAAAGAACAAAAAGAAAUAGAAUUAUCGGAAAAGCUUAAAAAAGUAGAGCAAGAAAACAUCUCGUUACAAAGUCAGCUAUCCACACAUCGUGAAACUUUAGCUGCUUCAACUCAAGAUUUGAGAUCAUAUCAAACACGACUUGGUAAAGUAGAACAAAUUGUGGGAGAACACAGGAGAGAGAUUGCAGACCUGAAAGAACGAAUACCGGCUUCCGCUUCGGCUGCAUCUGGAAAAAACAACGAUUUCUCUUAUAAUUUCGAUGAGAUUCGCAGCACCUUGGCAGAACAAGAAGUCAAACUCAGCGCAUUGGAGUCUGAAUUAUCACGUGGAAGUCUUAGUGCAUCAAUGGGUCCCAGGUCCCUUGAUGGUGGCUCCGUUACACUCGAUAGGAGACUGGGUAGGAAUGAACAUCAACUUGCUCUUCAUGACAUCCAGCUUGCUGAACAUGACUUGAAAAUUCAGAUGCUCGAGGCUACUUCCUACGAUGGGACAUAUAUUUGGAAAAUUGACGAGUUCAGUCGAAGGCACCACGAAKCUAUCAKUGGAAARACCCCUUCUAUAUAUAGUCCCCCUUUCUACGUGGGACGUUAUGGAUAUAAAGUUUGUGCCCGUGUGUAUCCUAAUGGCGAUGGUAUGGGAAARGGAACCCAYCUUUCACUGUUUUUUGUUAUCAUGAAGGGUGACUAUGACCCUCUUCUCCCAUGGCCUUUCCGUCAAAAGGUUACCUUUAAGBUACUGGAUCAUGAUCGCCAGAAUGACAUUACCGAUACUUUCCGGCCAGAUCCCAACAUCUCCAGCUUCAAAAGGCCGACAUCAAGCAUGAAUGUAGAGUCAGGGUGUCCGGUGUUUGUCUCACAACAGAAUCUCCAGAAGCUAUCCUAUAUAAACGAUGAUGUCAUCUACAUUAAGAUCAUCGUGGAUACAACAGGUCUUGCCUCUUUGGGUUUUCAGUAAAUGGAAUCAAAUACUUUCUGCCCGGGUCCCAACAGCUGCACCUUCAAAAGGCCGACAUCAGUUAUGAAUAUAGCGUCAGGGUGUCCAGUGUUUGUCUCUAAAAUUUCAAAAAUCUGUCGUACAUUACCGAUGAUACGGUCUCUAUUCAAGAAAUAUAAAACGGCGCGCGUGUCUCUGUCCUCUGAUAUAAACACGGUCGUCAGCCAAUCAGAGCGCGCGUUAUAUAUCAAAAAUUUUAU